This is a messenger RNA of Tachysurus fulvidraco (yellow catfish), 2817 nucleotides long. RefSeq names its product zinc finger protein 180-like. NCBI's taxonomy places the organism in Eukaryota, Metazoa, Chordata, Actinopteri, Siluriformes, Bagridae. The record is from RefSeq and is a predicted model, not a curated record. The transcript has 4 exons. The coding region runs from base 191 to 2083 and encodes 630 amino acids. Gene Ontology annotation, cellular component: nucleus.
CGUGUUUCUGUGUCUUAUUGAGCUCAAAUACAGACAUGAUGCAGUAAAAUGAAGUGAAUUAUAUGAACUUUAAAGUGUUUUGUGUUGUAUUAAAGACAGAAACACCACAUGGUGUUUGUUUACUUUGUACCACAGAUCAGUGUUUGUUCUCUGUGCUCUGAUUGGUCAGGAGUUUGGUGACGUGUUGUUCAUGUCUUCAUGUUGUGCUCUGAUUGGUCAGGAGUUUGGUGAUGUGUUGUUCAUGUCUUCAUGUUGUGCUCUGAUUGGUCAGGAGUUUGGUGACGUGUUGUUCAUGUCUUCAUGUUGUUUUUAUUGGUGCAGAAUGAUGUCAGUGGAGCGUGUGUCGUGGUGUGAGGGUCUCCAACAGGUUCCAGCACACAUGAUGGUCUCUGUACAGUCAGUCGCUCUGAACACUGAUCUCUCCAUGAAGGACAUCGAGCUUCUCCACACUCGUAUUAAUGCGUUGAGGAAGGAGGUGGCAGAGCUACUCCACGAAUUAUUAACACACGACCCACAAGCUGCGCUACAACACCAGGCAGCGUUUUGUCCUGCACUGAAGGCUGAAGUGAAAUCAGAGAUCGACUCUGUUGUGAAACUGGAAGUGUGUUCAGCUUCUGAGUGUAAAGCUGAACCACAUCACAGCCACCAUGGAGACCUGCACACACUCACACGGAUGGAGGAACACAUGGCUGUUUGUAAAAACGAACCUGAGCCAGUGGAAAUUUCACACACUGUACACACACACACUACACACACACACACUACACACACACACACUACACACACACACACUACACACACACCACACCUUCAUAAUGUAGCAUGUUCAUUACAUCUGAUGGAUUGCAGAAAUUCAGACAUGAUGCAUAACAAAGAACACAGUCUGAAGAAGGAAGAACAUAAAGAUGAUUGGUGCAGAAUGAUGUCAGUGGAGUGUGUGUCGUGGUGUGAGGGUCUCCAACAGGUUCCAGCACACAUGAUGGUCUCUGUACAGUCAGUCGCUCUGAACACUGAUCUCUCCAUGAAGGACAUCGAGCUUCUCCACACUCGUAUUAAUGCGUUGAGGAAGGAGGUGGCAGAGCUACUCCAUGAAUUAUUAACACACGACCCACAAGCUGCGCUACAACACCAGGCAGCGUUUUGUCCUGCACUGAAGACUGAAGUGAAAUCAGAGAUCGACUCUGUUGUGAAACUGGAAGUGUGUUCAGCUUCUGAGUGUAAAGCUGAACCACAUCACAGCCACCAUGGAGACCUGCACACACUCACACGGAUGGAGGAACACAUGGCUGUUUGUAAAAACGAGCCUGAGCCAGUGGAAAUUUCACACACUGUACACACACACACUACACACACACACACUACACACACACACACUGACGAACACACACCACACCUUCGCGUUAAGGCUUGUUCAGUGCAGCUUGUGGAUUGCAGAACCUCAGACAUCACACACACUACUGAAGAACCCAGUGUGAGGAAGCGAGGACAUGAAGAUGAUACCGAUGAUGAUGAUGAUGAUGAUAGCAGUUAUGCUCCACCUAAAACCAGAGGAACAUCUAAGAAAACAGGAGUAAAAGCGACGGGACGCUCCAAAUCGAAGCUCCGCUGUGAGGAACCUUCUGAGAGGCGGUUCUGCUGCUCCAUCUGUGACAAGAGCUUCACUAUAGAGUUCAAUCUCCUCAAACACAUGAAGCUCCAUUCUGGAGAGAAACCGUUCCACUGCAGUCACUGUGGCAAAACCUUCACCCAGUUGUUCAACCUGACGUCUCACCUGAGGAUCCACACUGGAGAAAAGCCUUUCCCUUGUAGCCAGUGUGGAAAAAGUUUCUCUCAAGCCUCCAAGCUCAAAACUCACCUGAGAAUCCACACAGGAGAAAAACCCUAUGCCUGUCAGACCUGUGAGAAAUGCUUCUCAGACUCGUCCACACUUAAUAAGCACCAGAGAACACACACUGGAGAGAAACCGUACCGAUGUGUGACGUGUGGGAAGAGUUUUGGACAGUCAGCUCACCUCAUGAAGCAUCACCGCUCACACAAUCGCAAAUCAUUUAAACGUUCUUCAGAUCCGGAUUAUAGAAAGUAAUUCUCUUCGCUUUUAUCUUCAGCAUCAUCCAAAGAUGUCAUGAAAUUUUGAGUUUAAGAGCAGUGAUGAGGUGUGAUGUUCUGUGUAGAACAGUGAUGAGGUGUGAUGUUCUGUGUAGAACAGUGAUGAGGUGUGAUGUUCUGUGUAGAACAGUGAUGAGGUGUGAUGUUCUGUGUAGAGCAGUGAUGAGGUGUGAUGUUCUGUGUAGAGCAGUGAUGAGGUGUGAUGUUCUGUGUAGAGCAGUGAUGAGGUGUGAUGUUCUGUGUAGAACAGUGAUGAGGUGUGAUGUUCUGUGUAGAGCAGUGAUGAGGUGUGAUGUUCUGUGUAGAGCAGUGAUGAGGUGUGAUGUUCUGUGUAGAGCAGUGAUGAGGUGUGAUGUUCUGUGUAGAGCAGUGAUGAGGUGUGAUGUUCUGUGUAGAGCAGUGAUGAGGUGUGAUGUUCUCUCUGGACUGUUUAGUCAUCAUCAUGUUCUCUGUGGAGCUCUGAUACAUCACACUUUACUUCCUUCUCAUUUUGUUGCUUUAACUGGUUACUGUUCCUUGUUUUAUUUGGUAAGGUGAGAUGAUGAGUGUUCGUGAAGGACAGCAGUCAUGAACAUGGUCUAGUUCACACUAAUACACACACACACACACACACACACACACCAAUACAUACACACACUAUACACUAAUACACACACACACACACACACACACACACACACACACACACACACACACACACACACACACACA